AUGGACAACUUGCGAAAUCUGUUCGGCCAAGUGUCUGCCAUGACGUCAAUGAAACCAUCAACGGCGAGCCCCUCGUUUUCGGCGACGUCGUCUUCGGCGGGUGGUAGCGGUGGGCCCGGCAGCCGAUCCGGUUCUGUUGGCGGAGGAGUCAAUGGGACCAUGAGAACUCAUAAAGCGGCCGAUCGGGAUAGUUACUACUACAUCAUUUGA
Anopheles marshallii is the source of this 210-nucleotide messenger RNA. RefSeq lists its product as uncharacterized. The record is from RefSeq and is a predicted model, not a curated record. Lineage: Eukaryota; Metazoa; Arthropoda; Insecta; Diptera; Culicidae. The transcript is spliced from 2 exons. The coding region runs from base 1 to 210 and encodes 69 amino acids.